UGGAAGAAUUGUGAAUUUGGUGCUUUUUAUGCACAUUGGAAGAAGAACCACGACUGUUUUUUGUUGUUUUUUAGAUUAUCUGACGCAUAUAUCUGAACACAGGAGUGAAUGAGAGCCGCUCGAUGUGACUGUGGCACACGUCGACCAUGAGUAACAGUCACCCUCUGCGUCCACUGGCCUCCGUGUCGGAGAUCGACCACAUCCACCUGCUGUCGGAGCAGCUGGGAGCCCUGGUGCUCGGUGAAGAGUACAGCGAUGUUACCUUCAUCGUAGAGGGGAAGCGCUUCCCUGCGCACCGGGUCAUCCUGGCAGCGCGCUGUCACUACUUCAGAGCUCUGCUGUACGGUGGGAUGAAAGAGUCCCAGCCCCAGGCAGAGGUGUGUCUGGAGGAGACGCGGGCCGAAGCCUUCUCGAUGCUGCUAAACUACCUGUACACGGGCAGGGCCAGCCUCAGCUCCGCCCGGGAGGAGGUGCUGCUGGACUUCCUGGGCCUGGCUCACCGCUACGGCCUGCAGCCGCUGGAGGACUCUACCUCCGAGUUCCUGCGCACCAUCCUGCACACCAACAACGUCUGCCUGGUCUUUGACGUGGCCAGUCUCUACUCUCUGAGCGCGCUCAGUGCAGCCUGCUGUGCUUACAUGGACAGACACGCACCUGAGGUGUUGAAUUCUGACGGCUUCCUCUCGCUCUCCAAGACUGCUCUUCUGACCGUGGUCAGCAGAGACUCAUUUGCCACCAGCGAGAAGGAGAUCUUCCAGGCCUUGUGUCGCUGGUGCCGGCAGCACGAGGAGGGGGCUGACACGCAGGAAGUGAUGUCAGCGGUGCGGCUGCCUCUCAUGACCCUGACGGAGAUGCUGAACGUGGUGCGACCGUCCGGCCUCCUCAGCCCAGACGACCUGCUGGACGCCAUUAAGACCCGCUCCGAGAGUCGCAACAUGGACCUGAACUACCGCGGGAUGCUCAUACCAGAGGAGAACAUUGCCACCAUGAAGUACGGAGCUCAGGUGGUGAAAGGGGAGCUGAAGUCGGCGCUGCUGGACGGGGACACCCAGAACUACGACCUGGACCACGGCUUCUCCAGACACCCCAUCGAGGAGGACGGCAGGGCCGGGAUCCAGGUCAAACUGGGCCAGCCGUUCAUCAUCAACCACAUGCGUCUCCUGCUGUGGGACAGAGACAGCCGGUCGUACUCCUACUACAUCGAGGUGUCCAUGGAUGAGCUGGACUGGGUGCGUGUUGUGGACCAUUCCAAAUACCUGUGCCGCUCGUGGCAGAAUCUGUACUUCACACCACGAGUUUGCAGGUAUGUUCGCAUCGUGGGAACACACAACACGGUCAACAAGGUCUUCCACCUCGUGGCUUUUGAAUGCAUGUUCACAAACCACCCAUUCACCCUGGAGAACGGGCUUGUGGUGCCCAGUGAGAACGUGGCGACCAUCGCGUCCUGUGCCAGCGUCGUCGAGGGCGUGAGCCGCAGCAGGAAUGCCUUGCUCAACGGUGACACGCGCAACUACGACUGGGACUCCGGAUACACCUGCCAUCAGCUGGGCUCUGGAGCCAUCGUCAUCCAGCUGGCUCAGCCCUACUCCAUCGGCUCCUUGAGGCUGCUGCUCUGGGACUGUGACGAGCGCUCCUACAGUUACUACAUCGAGGUCUCCACCAACCAGCAGCAGUGGACGAAGGUGGUCGACCGCACCAGGGUGGCGUGUCGAUCAUGGCAGACCUUGAAGUUCGAUAAGCAGCCUGCGUCCUUCAUCCGUAUUGUUGGGACUCACAACACUGCUAAUGAGGUCUUCCACUGUGUUCACUUCGAGUGUCCGGCCCAGCUCAACGCCGAGGUGAACGAAGGCAGUCCGGGCCUGAACUCCUCCGACUCUGGCUCCGCCCCCCAGCAGCCGCGACCCCAGCGACCUUCACGCACACACAGCCUGCUGCCUUCCCAGCCCUCUUCCACCUCAUCGUCGUCCUCGCAGUCCCAUCCUUAAGAGGAGGGGGUGGGGGGGGGACCUCACAAUGCCAUUUUGCACAGCCGUCAUCAUCCAGACUGCACUGCUACAACGCUGCUAACGUCCGGCGAUCGUCUCAUUGUCAUUACCCAUGGUCCCUCUGUCAUAAGUGCAACAUUAGAGACUGGUUUAUCUGUAGCAGCAGCAUCUAGGGCUCCAGUCUUCCCAGUUCUGAAACUGAUAGUUGGGUGUUAACAUCCACUGGUUCAUGCAUUUUUGUGAAGGUACUUUUUUAGCUACUAAGACUCGAGUUUUUUCCCUUCAAAACGAAGUGGAAACUUUACUUCUCCAAAGAUGAGGCACACACUGAAACGUGGUUUUCCCAACCACCAAAGAGCAGUAAGA
Seriola dumerili (greater amberjack) is the source of this 2351-nucleotide messenger RNA. RefSeq names its product BTB domain containing 9 (gene btbd9). Gene Ontology annotation, biological process: circadian behavior; adult locomotory behavior; modulation of chemical synaptic transmission. Lineage: Eukaryota; Metazoa; Chordata; Actinopteri; Carangiformes; Carangidae. Gene Ontology annotation, molecular function: protein binding. The coding region runs from base 147 to 1985 and encodes 612 amino acids. The record is from RefSeq and is a predicted model, not a curated record. The transcript is spliced from 11 exons.